Messenger RNA from Drosophila ficusphila, 825 nucleotides. RefSeq names its product trypsin delta-like. Gene Ontology annotation, biological process: proteolysis. Lineage: Eukaryota; Metazoa; Arthropoda; Insecta; Diptera; Drosophilidae. The transcript has a single exon. Gene Ontology annotation, molecular function: serine-type endopeptidase activity. The coding region runs from base 13 to 528 and encodes 171 amino acids. The record is from RefSeq and is a predicted model, not a curated record.
AACAAAGCUAAGAUGUACUUCAAGUGUAUAACUUCAUUAUCAAUUUUUGGUCUACUAUCCGCUGCUCGGGAUUCCAGACCGGAGGAAAGGAUCAUUGGAGGCCACGCUAUUCUCAUAGAAUAUGUCCCUUGGCAAGUGUCGUUGUUAAAAAAUAUGUUCCACAUUUGUGGUGGAGCCAUACAAAGUGAUCGUGUUAUUCUGACUGCCGCUCACUGUGUCGUUGGCAAAAAACUAGAAGAUUUGUCAAUCCGCGCUGGAUCCUCGGUUUUGAAAAAAGGGGGUCAGGUGGUGAAGGUUCUGAAAGCUAUACCCCAUGCGAAAUACGUAUUUGAAACUGUUCCUUUCGACAUUGCUGUGCUCAUUUUGGAAUCACCCCUCAAGUUCAACAGCCGUGUGCAAAAAAUAGAUAUUGCUGAUGAAACCCCCCCGGUCGGAAAUAUGACCUUGGUCACAGGAUGGGGUUGUACAAAUUUUGAUGCUAACUUCAGUUGGCCAAUACUACAAAGGGGUCCAUGUGCAAGUCGUUGAAUGUGAAGAGGAAACUUCUGAUGUAAUUUGCACCGACACUCGCAGGGGAACAGUAUGUCAAGGUGAUUCUGGCGGACCUUUGGUUAGAUUAACCGACUUUAAGCUCAUCGGUAUAGUUUCCAUGGGCACCGACGUUCAUGAAGAAGGCCGUGGAGGGUACGUGAACACUGUUUCUCUAAUCGAUUGGAUCAACAGCACAGUUACAGAGAAUAUCGGUUAAAUUCCUUAAUAAAUAAGUAAAUAAAUAAAUAUGUAAAUGGACAUGCUCAAAUUAAAAUUUCUAAAUGUAAAGAACAA